This is a messenger RNA of Pseudomassariella vexata, 1434 nucleotides long. RefSeq lists its product as uncharacterized. The transcript is spliced from 4 exons. Gene Ontology annotation, biological process: seryl-tRNA aminoacylation. Gene Ontology annotation, molecular function: serine-tRNA ligase activity; ATP binding; tRNA binding. The record is from RefSeq and is a predicted model, not a curated record. The coding region runs from base 1 to 1434 and encodes 477 amino acids. Gene Ontology annotation, cellular component: cytosol. NCBI's taxonomy places the organism in Eukaryota, Fungi, Ascomycota, Sordariomycetes, Amphisphaeriales, Pseudomassariaceae.
AUGCUCGACGUGAACGACUUUAUCAAGGAGCGCGGCGGCGACCCUGAGAAGAUUCGGGAGUCACAGCGACGCCGCUAUGCGCCGGUCGAGGUUGUGGACGAGAUCAUUGAAAUGUUCGAGGACCACCGGAAAACUCAGUAUGCCGCCACGCAGAUGAACGGCAAGAUCAACGAAGUGAACAAGCUGAUCGGAACGAAGAAGAAGGCCAAGGAGAAUGCCGACGAGCUGCUGCAACAGAGAGCUGCCCUCGACAAGGAGAAGAAGGAUCUGCUGGACUUAGCCGCCGAGAAGGACGUGGCCCUGAAGAAGAAGGUCAAGACGAUCGGGAACAUUGUCCACGACUCGGUGCCCAUUAGCGACAACGAGGAUAACAACGCCUGUCUGCGAAAAUGGGCCCCCGAGGGCGUCACGGUUGAGAAGAAAGACGUGCUUUCCCACCACGAGGUGCUCACACGUCUGGACGGCUACGACCCCGAGCGAGGAGUCAAGGUGGUCGGGCACCGAGGAUACUUCUUGAAGCGAUGGGGUGUGUUCCUAAACCAGGCCCUUAUCAACUACGGUCUUGAAUAUCUCACCGAGAAGGGCUUCACACCAUUGCAGACGCCGCAAUUCAUGUUGAAGGAUUACAUGGGAAAGACCGCCCAGCUGGAAGCAUUCGAUGAGGAGCUAUACAAGGUGAUCGACGGCGAGGCCCAGAACGACAAGUAUCUCAUCGCCACCUCAGAACAGCCCAUCUCUGCCUUCCAUGCCGACGAGUGGAUCCAGGCCAAGGAGUUGCCCAUCAAAUACGCAGGCUUCUCCACGUGCUACCGCCGAGAGGCAGGCUCGCACGGUCGUGAUGCAUGGGGCAUCUUCCGUGUCCACCAGUUCGAAAAGGUCGAGCAGUUCGUUCUGACAGACCCCGAGAAGUCGUGGGAGGUAUUUGACGAGAUGUUCUCCACCUCGGAGGGCUUCUACCAGUCUCUUGGGCUGCCCUACCGAGUCGUCGCCAUUGUCUCGGGAGCGCUGAACAAUGCCGCGGCCAAGAAGUUCGAUCUGGAAGCAUGGUUCCCCUUCCAAGGAGAGUACAAGGAGCUGGUGUCGUGCUCAAACUGCACUGACUACCAGUCUCGAGCCCUCGAGAUUCGCUUUGGUGUCAAGACGCAGACCGACACCAAGAAGAAAUACGUCCACGCCCUCAACUCCACCUUGUGUGCCACAGAACGAGCUCUAUGCUGCAUUUUGGAGAACUACCAGACCGAAGAUGGUUUCCGUGUACCCGAAGUUCUGCGAAAGUACCUGCCUGGAGCACCCGACUACAUCCCCUUCACCAAGGAGCUGCCCAAGGACACAACCUCAGCAAAGGCGAAGAAGGCAGACAAGGGUGGUGCAAAGCAAAAGGUUCAAGCUGCAGUGGCAGAAGCUGGUGAGAAGCUGAAGAACGUGAUGGUCUAG